AGGGGGCAGUGACGUCACAACAGAGACAGGAAACCGUAGAAGAAGUCGGGGUUGUGCUUCCUGUGUGUGUCGGCGUGUUUGGUUCUUGUGAAGCUAAAGUUUCCUUCAUAAAAAGACAGAAAGCAGCAGAAAGCAGCAGCGGAGAUGGCUCGAAAUGCUGAGAAGGCCAUGACGGCUCUGGCCCGGUUCAGACAGGCUCAGCUGGAGGAGGGAAAAGUGAAGGAGAGGAGGCCGUUCCUGGCGUCAGAGUGCAGUGAGCUUCCUAAAGCAGAGAAGUGGAGACGACAGAUCAUCAGUGAGAUCUCUAAGAAAGUGGCUCAGAUCCAGAACGCUGGUCUGGGGGAGUUCAGGAUUCGGGAUCUGAAUGAUGAGAUCAAUAAGCUGCUGAGAGAAAAAGGUCACUGGGAAGUUCGGAUCAAAGAGCUGGGAGGACCCGACUAUGCACGUGUCGGCCCAAGGAUGUUGGACCACGAGGGGAAGGAGGUUCCCGGGAAUCGCGGCUAUAAAUACUUCGGAGCGGCCAGAGACCUGCCGGGAGUCCGAGAGCUGUUCGAGAAGGAGCCUGCCCCAGCGCUGAGGAAGACGAGGGCAGAGCUGAUGAAGGACGUGGACGCCGAGUACUAUGGCUACAGAGACGAAGACGAUGGCGUCCUGCUGCCUCUGGAGAUGCAGCACGAGAAGCAAGCUGUGUUGGAGGCGGUGCAGAGGUGGAGAACAGACAGAGAGUCUCGUCUGUCGGGAGACAAACAGCAGCAGGAUGAAGAGGAGGAGGAAGAGAGCAUUUACACCAUCCACAAUGAAGAGCCGGAGGAUGAUGAGAGCCGGGAGGAGCAGGAGGGAGAGGAGGGAGGAGUCUCCUUCAUCGCACACGUACCUGUUCCCUCACAGAGAGAGGUGGAGGAGGCUCUGGUGAGGAGGAAGAAGAUGGAGUUGUUGCAGCGUUACGCCAGUGAGACUCUUCAGGCUCAGAGUCAGGAGGCCCGAACCCUGCUGGGACUAUAACCUGUCUGUCUCUCUGACCUGUCUGUCUCUCUGACCUGUCUGUCUCUCUGACCUGUCUGUCUGCCUGUGUGUGUUAAAGUGUUGAUGUAAAUACCGGCUCUUUUUUUAUAUUCGGCCUGUUUCUAAUAAAACUCUGAGCUCA
Molecule: messenger RNA, 1144 nt
Organism: Thunnus maccoyii (southern bluefin tuna)
Lineage: Eukaryota; Metazoa; Chordata; Actinopteri; Scombriformes; Scombridae
Gene: isy1
Product: ISY1 splicing factor homolog
Exons: 11
Coding region: 145-1002 (285 amino acids)
Biological process (GO): generation of catalytic spliceosome for second transesterification step; mRNA 3'-splice site recognition
Cellular component (GO): Prp19 complex; catalytic step 2 spliceosome; post-spliceosomal complex
Source: RefSeq, a predicted model, not a curated record